GUUGUGACGUAUGGUGCGCUGGUCACGGCAGCUGAGAAAGGACAGCUUUGGCAAGAUAGCCUGGAUCUCCUUCAACACAGUGCCGCAAAAGGCAUUGUUCCCGAUCUUGUUCUUACAGGGGCUGUCAUCAGUGCCUCCGAGAAGGCUGGGCAGUGGCAGUCUGCCCUGGGUAUAGCUGCCACGAUGGCUAGUUACAGCCUUCAGCCCAAUGAAAUUGUGUGCAACGCUCAAAUCAGUGCUUGUGCGGCACGUGGACGUGUACCUGAAGCAUUGCAACUUUUAGCUGAUAUGCAGUGGAGACAAGCCGUGAGGUCUACUAUUUCAUUCAAUGCCGCAGCGGAAGCCUGUCAGAAAAGCCUUCAAUGGGAAUCAGCAGUGGAAAUUAUGGGCAUGAUGACGAUUGAUACCAUCAAGCCAGAUAUAAUCACAAUGUCAUUGGUUAGCCCACCGCUCGAGUUGGCUGGAAAGGCUGAGCUCCUCACAAGUUUCCUUUGCUCCGCGGAGAAGUUGGGGUUUAGCAAGACACCUCUUGAUUUGCCAAAUGAGCUGUCGGCCCGCCAUAUGACAGCCACACAACUCCUGGCGGACCACGAUGCAUUAUCUAACAGAGUCGAGCGAAAAUUUCAUGUCCUCGAAUGGAAGUACCUGCGGCCAAAGCUCGAACGCUUAUGUUUUGCAGAACCCAGUGCAAGCGAGAGGAACUCUGCCAGGUUGUUUGACAGCCGGUUGAACCGCUUUUUCUCCUUGGGAUCUCAUUUUACAUCCAUCGCUUUAGAUGCACUCUUUGGGCUUUCAGAGCUGUGGACGGACACGGCACGCAGACAUUCGAGAUGUGAGACUGGAUGUUUUUGGUCUCAAGAAGCCAGUGCUCAUGGCCUAGUUGCUUGGGUCCAAUACUCUUUGAGGACUUUGAAGCAUGGACAGCAUACAGUUUCGGGAGGGAGUACGUAUGGCUAUGGGUACGCUGAUGCCUUGGCGCUGCUGCCGCUCUCAGUGCAACAUGACCGCUCCAGGCAUGCGGAACGGCUUGCAUUGCUGUCAGUGUUUUUUUGGCUGGGAGCGUCAGGGCCCCGAAAAGGAGCGCGAAGUCAACACGAUUUCCUUCGCCCAUGGCACUUUGAGCUUUUUCAGCUUGAUACUCUACCUACUUUUGUCCCGUAAAGGAGCCCGCAAAUUUUGGCUUGCAGUCUCAUAAGCCUCAUAAGCGCCUUGCUGAGGCCAAAGCAGGAAAUCCGAGCAGGAUAUUGACAUGUAUACAACGAC
This is a messenger RNA of Durusdinium trenchii, 1263 nucleotides long. Lineage: Eukaryota; Dinophyceae; Suessiales; Symbiodiniaceae. The record is from the annotation of a GenBank genome assembly.